AAUCGUGACACUUGGAAAAAGAGAAAAACAGACAGGAGGAGCAACGCCCACCGAUUACUGUAAGGAGUGUGUGGAGACAUAAAAUGUAGAGACUUUCAAAGACGAGCAGUUCGUGACACGCGUGGAUAACUGAAAAACGCGACAAGGACACAAACAUUUUUUUCACUAAUGAGCUCGAAGUGAUGAGCCGACAAUCCGGACCAGGACCGGGAGCUUUGGAGUGCGCUUGGAUGUGCGCAACAGAGCAUGUGUGCCACUGCGGACUGCUGAGCACGCCGUGAUCUGUCAUCUCAUCUCCUCCAUUCCAGCUUUAAAGUUUCCCUUCAGGUGCAGCAGCCUGAGGAAAAAGAAAAAAAAAAAGAAGAAAAAAAAAAAUAUCUACAUUUGAGGAAACUUGCUCGCGCUGGAACCAGUUGUCAAAGAGCAGAUUUGUUGGAGAAUUUUUCUGCUUGGUCAGCUGAUGCUUGAAUAAAGCGAGAGAAAGAGAGAAAAAUGGGGGAAGAAAUAAUCCCUGAUUUUAUGUUUCUUGAAGACCCAUAAAUCUUCACACUUUGCUGCUCCUCUGACCCUCCCAUCUUCCGGACGACUCAGCACAUUUCUGAUGGGGAUGCUCGAUCUUUACGGGGAAGAUUCGCGGAUUUCACAGACAGUAAAUUGAUUUUUUUUUCUCCUCCUUCUUUGCUGUUUUUGGAGAAUGGCUUCUAAAAAUAGCCUGAAUGCUGAUGAGGUUGCAGUGAACAGGUUGCUUUUUAGCUGAAACUUAAAGACAUGCGGAAAGAUGCCCAGUUGUAGGACAUUUUAUCCACAACACAAAGUUCGAGCGGAGCUUCAAAGACAGAAAGGGAUUUAAAAAACAAAAAACAAAAACAAAACAAAAAAACUUUCUCUCAGCACUGAUUUAUUUGGUUUUACGCAUCUAUUUUUUCAGUUCUAGCUGGUUUGGGAGAGAUAAGACCAACAGGCGAUCUUGGAAGCAGCUUGUUGAUGGCACUGCGCACAGGGAGGACUUGGUUUGGGCAGGUCUUGCGCAGGGUCUCUCGGCUGCAGGGCUCCUGGUCCAGGCGAUCCAGCAGCCUCUUGUGUCUCUCCGCUAACCAGGAGCAGGAUCUGGGGAUCUGUCACCAGGAUCAUUACAAGGCGGGAGACUUCCACCGGUGCUCCGUCUCCGGCGCUCAUCGUCCCCAGAGCGCACCUUUCUGCGCCUCCGCCUCCAGGCGCUGUCCGCACGGCUUUUAUCACGCUUGCUGCGCCUUCCCGGGGAAUCCGAGGGGACAUGAACCCCUCGGUCGCCGGUUCCUGUUGGCCAUGAAGCGGCAAAACGUGCGGACCUUAUCCCUGAUCAUUUGCACGUUCACAUACCUGCUCGUAGGGGCUGCGGUCUUUGACGCCCUGGAGUCCGACUUCGAGAUGCGCGAAAAGGAGCAGCUGGAAGCAGAGGAGAAACGUCUCCAGGGGAAAUAUAACAUCAGCGAGGACGAUUACCGCAAACUGGAGAGCAUCAUCAUGGAGGCUGAGCCCCACAGAGCCGGGGUGCAGUGGAAGUUCGCUGGGUCCUUUUACUUUGCCAUAACGGUUAUAACCACGAUAGGCUAUGGCCAUGCAGCACCAGGAACUGAUGCAGGAAAGGCCUUCUGCAUGUUUUAUGCCGUCCUGGGAAUUCCUUUGACUCUCGUCAUGUUCCAGAGUCUGGGUGAGAGGAUGAACACUUUCGUCAAGUACCUCCUGAAACGCAUCAAGAAGUGCUGCGGCAUGAGCAUAACUGACGUGUCCAUGGAGAACAUGGUGACCGUGGGGUUUUUCUCUUGCAUUGGCACGCUGUGUAUCGGGGCAGCUGCCUUCUCCCAUUGUGAGGAGUGGAGCUUCUUCCAGUCUUACUAUUACUGCUUCAUCACAUUAACAACUAUAGGCUUUGGGGACUUUGUGGCCCUACAAAAUAACCGAGCCCUCCAGAAGAAGCCCCUGUAUGUGGCAUUUAGCUUCAUGUAUAUCCUGGUGGGCUUGACGGUUAUCGGGGCCUUCCUCAACCUGGUGGUGCUCCGCUUCCUGACUAUGAACAGCGAAGAUGAGCGGCGGGAUGCAGAGGAACGAGCCUCACUCGCUGGCAAUCGGAACAGCAUGAUUAUCCACAUCCAGGAUGAAUCGCUGCAGCGAGGUCGACGGCGGCGGGAGCCCUACAGGCCAGAGGUGACUGACCUCCAGUCGGUGUGCUCCUGCAUGCACUAUCACUCGCACGACUACGGCAGCUCCGUUGCAGGGAUCGGAGGCCUGGGCUGUGCCUUCUCCCAUCAGAACUCGUUCAGCUCACAGUUAAACCCCAAUCAGUACUUUCAUUCGGUUUCCUACAGGAUCGAGGAGAUCUCACCCAGCACCUUAAAAAACAGCUUCUUUCCUUCGCCCAUCAGCUCGGUGUCUCCAGGCCUUCACAGCUUCACAGACAAUCACCAGCUCAUGAGGAGAAGGAAAUCAAUCUAAAACAUUCACAGGACAAAUGAGUUUUCAUGUUUUAUAUACAAGGUCAAACAGUUUCAAUGCUGCUCCUCACUAGAUUUUAUUUUAGCACUUGUUUUUUUCGCAGUUUGGUUGUAAUAUAAGUAUUUCUGGGAACCCAUGAUGAACAUUUAGAGAACAGCAAGCAAGGACACAAUGAGAUGCAAAGCAUGAAGCAUGGAUGUCUAUUUUUUCAAGGGAUUGCUCCAUUAAAAAACUACGUACUACAAAACUUCCUUAUUACAGAUUUACACUACAAAAUUGAUAUAUUAACUUUGGUUUCAUAC
Molecule: messenger RNA, 2774 nt
Organism: Melanotaenia boesemani (Boeseman's rainbowfish)
Lineage: Eukaryota; Metazoa; Chordata; Actinopteri; Atheriniformes; Melanotaeniidae
Gene: kcnk9
Product: potassium channel, subfamily K, member 9
Exons: 2
Coding region: 985-2472 (495 amino acids)
Biological process (GO): potassium ion transmembrane transport; stabilization of membrane potential
Cellular component (GO): membrane
Molecular function (GO): potassium ion leak channel activity
Source: RefSeq, a predicted model, not a curated record